Molecule: messenger RNA, 549 nt
Organism: Penaeus vannamei (Pacific white shrimp)
Lineage: Eukaryota; Metazoa; Arthropoda; Malacostraca; Decapoda; Penaeidae
Source: RefSeq, a predicted model, not a curated record
CUGCAGAUCAGUCCGGAUUGACCUUCGACCCAGGAGCGAGUGUGACGCCGACACACUCCCCGACGCCCUUCCUCCGCCGACGCCAAGCACAGCACCAUUCCGAAGCUGGAGUGUCCCAACCCCGUGGCGCUCAUGGCUUCCCAGGGAACCCACCCCGCGUGCCUGUUCCUCGCCCUCACGCUGCUGGUGACGACGGCCGCCACCAUGAUCCUGUGCUCCGCCAUCCUCACCAACCACUGGGAGGUCAUCACCUUCGACAAGGGCGAGGUGGAGGCCAUCGCCGCCAAGCACAACGCCUCGCACACGCUCAGCUGGCUCUGGGGCGGCAAGGUCGGCAUGGUGAGCAUUGAGCUCCACCAGCCGCUGAAGCUGAGGCGACAGGACGCUGGGUCUCAGGCUUACAUGGGUUCCCACUCUCACAGCAUUAGGUUCCGGCGGCAGACAUCCAAAGUCAUCUACCUCGUCCCAAUGCAUGGGGGCAUCUGGACCCUCUGCGUGGGGCUCUCAGCAGCGCCUUCAAGGAGGGCUAAGAAAUUUGACAUGCUUUGA